Molecule: messenger RNA, 2151 nt
Organism: Aegilops tauschii subsp. strangulata
Lineage: Eukaryota; Viridiplantae; Streptophyta; Magnoliopsida; Poales; Poaceae
Source: RefSeq, a predicted model, not a curated record
AUGUUGAUGCUGAUCCGCACGGACAAAGGGUUGCAGAUCAACGUCCUCGCCAUGCUUAGUGCCGUGUUGAUCAGCAUCCAGGUGGUGCUGGGAUCUCGGCGUCGGCGCUCCGGCAACAAAAUCAUUGUGAACCUGGUGCGGGUCGCUUACACCGUCUCCUUCCCGGUGUUCGUCUACACCAUCGGCCUCGUCCAGUCCGUGGAGGCGCCCAAACAGCUUGACAGCCAGCUGUUGUGGGCCGUCGGGCUCCUGCUCCUCCUGGGUAGCGUGGACGGCAUGUCGGCCUUCAGCCGGCAGGAGGUCGAGGAUAGCAAAGGAGUUCAGGCGCAGCACAUCAUCCAGACGGUUCUCGUGCUCUGGCUCCUCGUCAGCCGGAGCGACGUCUCCGAGGACGGGGUGAUCUUGCUCCUCUACUUCGUCCUAUGCUGGGUGUAUAGCAUCUUGAGGGUCGCCCAGAGGAUGAAGGCGCUGCGCAAGGCCAGCUCGAUGCACGGCCUAGUGCGCAGCGCCAAGGUGGUGGCUGACUACAUGCAAGAUGUGUAUGCCUCUGGCUCCGGUGAUAGGAUUCAUAGCCCCAUGGACAUGGCUAAGUGCAAGUAUCUGGUCCUCGGUGAGGAAAAGGACUCCAGACCACCGUCCAAGGCGCCCUGCUACCUCUCAGAGGUGGGCGGCAAGGGCAAGCUCGUCACGUUCGACAUGAUCUGGAAUAGCAAGGACAAGCUGCUGCUGAGUCCUACUCCUGAUGAUGACCAGAAGCCUGUGCCUCUGAAAGAUACUUGUCUUUCCUUCGCCUUGUUCAAGUUGCUCAGCCGGCGCUUCUGCCCGGGGCUCCCCAUCGCCGAGGAGGGUGACCAGGAGGCGCUGAAAUUCGUCCUCGCCGAGGGCAAGCAUGCCUUCCGUCUCGUGGAGGUCGAGUUGUCGUUCCUGUAUGACUUCUUCUACACCAAGUACCCGGCGCUCUUCCCCGCCGCCCUAGCGCUCCGCAUCAUCCGUUUUGUCGUCCUUGUUGGCUUGUUCAAGGUGCUCCUCUUAGAUUUUCCUUUGGAUGCCAUCAUAAUGUACACCGACCUCAGUCUCCCCGCGGAGUUGCUUGAGGAGGCCACGGGGUACUCCUCCAGUCACGCAGCUGUCUUCAUCCUCUUCAACAACGUUCUCGUCGUCUUCAUGAUCCUUAGCAUCGACAUCCUGCAAGACUUUGCCACGGGUUACUCAAACUGGGCCAUUGUACACUAUGUGUGCGACUACGUCUACAUGAGAAGGAGGACAGACGGUGACGGCGGCAAGGGGUGGUGGAUGAUGGUGAAGCGGUGCUGGAACCGGGGCUUCGGCAUUCGUCGAGUGCUCAUUAAAUGGGUGGCGGCACGCCGGGCAAAGAAGUCGGCGCACUGGUGGGAUAACAAGCUCGGCCAGCACUCGCUGCUCAACUCUUGCGGCUACACCGCACAGGAGAAGGCCGGAAGCGAGAAGGAUGUCACCCUGUCGGACGAAAUUAAGGACGAGGUUCUCAGCUCCCUCAAGAAAAGCGAUGGCCUGCUGUCAGUCGACAGCUCAAGAGAUCUGAGGAACAAGCUGCUGCAGCUGCACUGGGCGCCAUUCGACCUCUUGAAGAGCACGCGCAUGGUCCUCGUGUGGCACAUUGCCACCACCAUAUGCGCCAACCAGGAACAGGACCAGGGCACCGACAACUCCGACCGCCGCGUUGCAACCACUCUGUCCAGCUACUGCGCCUACCUUCUCGCUUUCAUCCCGGACAUGCUGCCGGACCACAGCUACACGGCCACGCAGAUCCUGGAUGCCGUCAUUCUAGAUGCCCGAAAGCGCCUCGGCACAGCCAAAACAUUGUCGGGCAGAUGCAAAAUGAUGUUACGAUUGGGAAAGACGCACAACUGCAACAUGGAGCAAGACAUGUCCAUCUUGAUCCUUGGAGCCAGCCUGGCAGACAAGCUCUUGUCGGAGAACGAGCGGCCGCCGUGGAAGCUGCUCGCGGGCUUCUGGGCCGACAUGGUGCUCUUCCUGGCGCCGUCCGACAAGGCCGACGUCCAUGCCGACCACCUAGCCGCCGGCGGCGAGUUCAUGACCCACCUUUGGGCGCUGCUCACGCACGCAGGCAUUGUUCACCGUCCAGACAUCCAUGCUGCAUCACAUGCUUGA